ACAGCGGCGGAGGCGGACGUGUUGGCGGAGCCAGAGCGCGGGAAACGCCGCUGCAGGGAGCCAUGCCGCCUCUUCUCCCUUCCCGUGGGGAUCCUAAAUGAAAUAACAUCCAAACACCCCGCUUCACGUUGCCUUCAUCGCAAGGCCAAGCCGGUGCUGUUGUUGCGGCUGCAGGAAGGGCGCGCUGCCUCUCUCUCUCCUCCCUUCCUCCCUCCGGCUGGCCUUUUCCCGAAGUCCUGCUGCAGAGGACUGCGGAUCGGAGCCGGGAUGGAAGCAUGGCACCGGAACCGGCGUCGCCAAAGCGGCAGGGUCCAUCCCAUGAUGGAUUACAAAGCCACGCUCACCAGCACAGUUUUUCUGGAGCCCUGAGGAACCAGGAGCAACCCUUUCUUGCUUGCUAUUUCUCUGUUCUUCUCCUCUGGAUGCAGGCGGAUCACGGAGCCACUUCCCCCUGGGUUCUGCCCCAAUGUGUCCUUUCCUGCGGUGUUGGAUAGACUGCUGCUGAGCCGAUCCGAGAAGACAUUUCUUUGGACUGGGCCACACAGAGUGGCUCUUCGCAGCUUGCUGGCCCCUCUGAGAGCCUUGAUGGGACAAAGGUUUUUUUAAAACUGAGAUUAAUCUGGUUGGCUUUACUCAGAGGAAGGUUGUCUGGCUACCCCUCCAGUGACCGGGCAUUUCUUUGCCUGGACGCACCUCUAAGGAAUAGAGACAAAGAGCAUCAGGCAAGCCAGGAUCCUAAGCCAAGUUUCUAGGAAGCUGGUUGUGCUUCUCAGAGAACAAACCACAACAAGAAAGUCCUCCUCAAGGCCUCUUUUCCUCCUCCAAACCUUUGGCCUUCCUUCCUCCCAGAAUCCAGUGGCCAGUUCAUACUCCCACUUAUGGUUUUCGGAAGCCAUUGAGAAAGAAACUAAAGGAUGAUUCUGUUCACAGAGUCAUGUCCCAUGGUGCUUCCUUCAUACCUUACUAACAAAUAUGGUUUCUCUGUGAUGGAGAUGGACAGACCUUUGGCUAUGGCAACAUGAGACAACAUUUUCUCAGGGGCUAAGAUCACUGGGCACUUUGAAUCUAGAGCUCAGUGAUAAUCUCAUACUCACCGGGGAGAAAAUUACACCGACUUUUACUCUGUCCCCCCAAAAACGAUAGGAGUGAAGAAACAGAAUUAUAUGCUAUUGGACCUGGGAGAAUUCAAGCAGUGGUUUGCAUUGUGGCCAGAACUAGCGUGAACUUUUCUGGCCCGUCAGCGCCGUGGCUAGUAUCUACAUGGAAGACCUGAGCAAAUCCGCCUCGUGGCUGAGGGCCGAGCUGGCCUCCCCUUCCCCAUGUCUCCACAUCCUCGAUUGCCGCAGCCGGGAGCUGUACGACUCGUCCCACGUGGAGCGAGCCCUGAGCGUGGCCCUCCCGGGGUUGCUGCUCCGGCGCCUCCGCAAAGGGAACCUUUCUGUCCGAUCCUUGCUGCCUGCACCACCGCAGGGUCUCCGGGACAACCCUGUCCUGCUGUAUGAUGAGGGAACACUUCAUCUGCCCCAACAAAGGGGUCAUGAGGAUGACGAAGACUCGGUUCUGGUGACAUUGCUGCAGAAGCUGCGGGAGGAAGGUUGCUCGGCUUACUAUCUCCAGGGAGGCUUCCAUAAAUUUCAAGCUGAGUGUCCACAUCUUUGUGAGACCAACCUGGAUGCUGCCAUCGCCAGCAGCUCACCUGUGCCCCCCGCUGCCCCGGUGGUUGGCCUGGGGGGCCUGAGCCUCAGCUCGGAUUGCUCGGAUGCCGAGUCGGAGCCCCUUAGCAGCGGCAUGGAGUCGGAAGGGGCCAGCCCCCCAUCCUUUCCUGUGCAGAUUCUACCCAACCUGUACCUGGGCAGUGCCCGUGACUCAGCUAACAUGGACACCUUGGCCAAGCUAGGCAUCAGCUACAUCCUCAAUGUUACACCCAACUUGCCCAACCUCUUUGAGAAGAAUGGUGACUUCCAUUACAAGCAGAUCCCCAUCUCGGACCACUGGAGUCAGAAUCUCUCCCAGUUCUUCCCUGAGGCCAUCGAAUUCAUUGAUGAAGCCCUGUCUCGGAACUGUGGCAUUCUGGUGCACUGCUUGGCGGGGAUCAGUCGCUCUGUCACCGUCACCGUCGCCUACCUCAUGCAGAAGCUCAACCUCUCCCUCAACGAUGCCUAUGACCUUGUGAAGAGGAAGAAGUCCAACAUCUCACCCAACUUCAACUUCAUGGGGCAGCUGCUGGACUUUGAGAAGUCCCUGGGGCUCAACCGCAGCAGUCGCCCCACCUCCAGCCAGACCUGCUUCUUCACCUCGCCCACCGAUGACAGUGUCUUUGAGCUGGACCCCACGUAGCGGGCAGGAGGGGGCACCGUAUGCGUGCUGGCUUUGCUUCUUGUCCUCUUCUGCUCUUUGGUUCUCCCUGCCCUGGUGGCAGAGCUCUUUGGCACCAACAGAAUUACCUCAUGCCAGAGAGAGAACGCAAGACGGGGGCCGCCUCUUUUGAAACCUACUGCCACUUUGAGAGCAGGUUUUUUGCUGCUUUCCUCUGUUCUCUUGGGCAACAACAGUGAUGCUAUGUCCCUACCAAUCUUACAGCGAUGCGGUCAGGGCCACACCAAUAACCAAAGAAAGACUUCUGCCCCACUUCAUCAUAGUCGGCUCCUCGUUCACAGGCGUCCUGUAAAGAGCUGUAUCUGGAGCAUUUUACAGCAUGUCAAAUACGAUCCCUUUUGCCCCCGUUCCAUGGGGCACAUCAGGGCUGGCACCUGCUGGUUGCUAAUGAUCUCCAUCGUAUCUAGAACCCUUCCUCACCUUGUGACUCCACAGCUAUAAUUCUGAAAUUAAACUGGAGAGCUGUAGCUUUCUCACAAGGAUCCUACCUGCCUAGGAUGUCAGGGCCUUAAGAAUCCAGGGAGAACCAGAUCUACUCUGGAGUGGACACACAUGCCUCCAACAGUAGCCGUAUCAAGUUGGGAUCCUGUAUCUCCACAGUGGAGAGCCCACCAGCUGCCUCUCUCACUGACAUUUCUAGGGCCUCGGUUGAACUGCAGAAAGGAUGUCCCAGAUAAUUUUGCAUCACCCGAGACUCUAACAUUGCCUUAAGGAUCCUCUGUUAAGUCUGACGAUUAACUGAAACGGUAGAAGAUGAUGGAGAAUUUCCAUCCUUUCCUCUUCCGUCUUGGAACUCUAGUUCUAGGAGUUCAUCCUGCCAGAACACAUUGGAAGCUCUGCAGUUAAUCCAGGUCAAAUUGUGUCAUGACUGUACCUCAUCUGUCACUUCACAACUCCUCAUCCUCAAAGCAGCACCUCUGGCUGCUUCUCCAACUUUUUUGGGGGGGAGAGCAAAUGGAAAAAAUGUAUGUCUAACUGGAAGCUUUGGGAUAGGCUCACACCAGGGAUUCACAAUGUAAGGGAUGGCAUGAUGUUACUGCAUGGGAUGUGGGAUCAAGUUGGAGCAGCUCUGUGUGUGAGAGUGUAUGUGUGUGUGCUUUGUGCAAAUUCUGGCACCUGUAUGUGUGUAUAUUUGUGUGUGCCUUAACGCCGCUGCAUGUGAGCAGUCAGAGCAGCGUAUGUAUGUACUAGGCUGCAUUUGCCCAGUAUCAGCAUGCCGAGAGUUCAUUUGCCUGCCCAGGCUUAUUUCCACAAUUUUAGGACUUGAAUUCAAUUUUGGCACCAGGGCUCAGUUUUUUGUUUUUUUUUUGGUCAUAUCAGGAGUGACUUGAGAAACUGCAAGUCGCUUCUGGUGUGAGAGAAUUGACCGUCUGCAAGGACGUUGCCCAGGGGACGCCUGGAUGUUUUGAUGUUUUAUCAUCCUUGUAGGAGGCUUCUCUCACGUCCUCACCAGGGGUCAGUGAAAUCAUAUCAAAGAAGUUGGCAUCUCUGAGCAUGUGCAGAAAAAUUAAUAAAUAAAUGCCAACAGGAUGUUUCCUUCCUCAACAAUAUCUCCCCCCUUGGAGUUGAAACUGUGCAGGGUUUCAAGUUCAAGACUUGCACAAAAGCUAGAGUCUUGGCAUUUAUGAAAUCUUUGUUUUAAUACCAUACAUGCUUAUCUAGGAAUAAAUCCCACUGAAUUCAGUGGGACUUGUUUCUGAAUAGGAUUGUCCUGUAAGUUAACCAUUUUUUUUUGUCAUGUCAGGAGCGACUUGAGAAACUUCAAGUUGCUUCUAGUGUGAGAGAAUUGGCCGUCUGCAAGGACGUUGCCCAGGGGAUGCCCGGAUGGAUUGAUGUUUUUAUCAUCCUUGUGGGAGGCUUCUCUCAUGUCCCCGCAUGAGGAGCUGGAGCUGACAGAGGGAGCUCAUCCGCGCUCUCCCCGGAUUCGAACCUGCGACCUGUCGGUCUUCAGGUUUAACUCACUGCCUGUAUGUGAGUGUAGUCAGAAAACAGUGUGUUUUAAAGUAUAUCCACGCUUUGAUCAAGGCUGUUGCUUUUGCUGUGUUUGUUGUGAAUGUUGGGCUGCAUCUAUGCUACGAUUCUACAAAAAUGGAGGGAUGGAAUGACACAUUGUCUGCAGAAUUCUGCAUCUUUUUCCUUUUCUUGUUCUUCCUCAUAUGCAGCCUUCUGGCCCUCCUGAAACUUUGUGCCUGUGAGCAAUGCUUGGUAAAGUAAUCCCAGUGGAUACCUCCUGUGUAGGGAGGUUCCCUUGCCUAGUUCCCCCUCUGGUCCUCCCAAGAUUAGUGAAACCAGAAUAUAUUAUGCAAAACAGUCACAAUGUUAUGCAAAGUCUGAACAGUUAUGCAAACUUGCUCAGUUCACCUGGCUUACGAAAUCCAACUUUUCUCAAAAUUUGGACACAAAAUUUUCUGGAAUUUUUUUUAAUGCAGGCUACGCACAAGCCCUGUGCACCUAUAUGUGUGCAAAAACAGGUUUUGCACAAUGGCGUUUGUCUCUGGAUCUGUGCUUUCCAUUUUAUUCUUUUAUUACUGGCAGUUGUGAGUCAGUCUACAGAGGAAUUGCUUUUGCGGUAUCCUGGUCUCUUGUUCUUCAAAUGAAUGUAAACGGCUGUGGAGCUGAGAUGGUGGUGGGCACACGGUGCCUUUGCCAUGGUCAACUGGUCACUUCAAUAAAGCAGGACUUUAAAUAAUACAAA
Molecule: messenger RNA, 5071 nt
Organism: Anolis sagrei ordinatus
Lineage: Eukaryota; Metazoa; Chordata; Lepidosauria; Squamata; Anolidae
Gene: DUSP9
Product: dual specificity phosphatase 9
Biological process (GO): protein dephosphorylation; negative regulation of MAPK cascade
Cellular component (GO): cytoplasm; cytosol
Molecular function (GO): MAP kinase tyrosine phosphatase activity; MAP kinase tyrosine/serine/threonine phosphatase activity; protein tyrosine/threonine phosphatase activity
Source: RefSeq, a predicted model, not a curated record